Actinia tenebrosa (Australian red waratah sea anemone) is the source of this 4133-nucleotide messenger RNA. RefSeq lists its product as uncharacterized. NCBI's taxonomy places the organism in Eukaryota, Metazoa, Cnidaria, Anthozoa, Actiniaria, Actiniidae. The record is from RefSeq and is a predicted model, not a curated record. Gene Ontology annotation, molecular function: protein binding.
CAGGAAUAUUUCACUUGCUUGGUUUGCGGUUGCUUCUGCAACGUUCUUGGACCUUGGACUGAAUGCAGAACAACGGAUAUGUCUGUAUAAAGAGUGCUUAGAAGUAGCCCAGGAAAAAAGGGAUUCGGGACUCCUUUUUCAUUGUACUUAUGCUUUAAUUUCGUUAAUGGCCAACACCAUGGGUGAUUCCAGGGGUAGCGAAGAAGAAGAAGAAUCGGUUGAUAAGGAAGAAGAGAUGGCUGAUGCAAAUGAGUACUUGCAAAAAGGGAUGGCCCACUUGAUAAAAAAAGAAUAUGAUGAUGUCAUAUUCUACAGUGAAAAAUGUCUUGCCAUAGUACAAGAAUAUAGUGAUAAAGUUGUCGAGAUGGGCGCCUGCUGUAUGUUAGCGGAAGCCCACUUCAGUAAAGAAGAAUAUGAUGAUGCUAUAUUCUACAGUGAAAAAUGUCUUGCCAUCGCACAAGAAUCUGGUGAUAAAGUGGUCGAGAUGUAUGCGUACACUACGCUAGGAAUUGCGCACUUGAAGAAAGACAAAUGUGAUGAUGCUAUAUCUUAUAGUAAGAAAUGUCUGUUUAUUGCACAAGAAUCUGGUAAUAAAGAAGUUGAGGUGAAGUUGUACAUGACGUUGGGGGUUGCCCACUGGAGUAAAGAAGAAUAUGAUGAUGCUAUAUUCUACAGUAAGAAAUGUCUGUUUAUUGCACAAGAAUCUGGUGUUAAAGUUGUCGAAAUGACGGCUUGCAGGACUUUGGGGAUUGCCCACUGGAGUAAAGAAGAAUAUGAUGAUGCUAUAUUCUACAGUGAGAAAUGUCUUGCCAUCGCACAAGAAUCUGGUGUUAAAGUUGUCGAAAUGACGGCUUGCAGGACUUUGGGGAUUGCCCACUUCAGUAAAGAAGAAUAUGAUGAUGCUAUAUUCUACAGUGAGAAAUGUCUUGCCAUCGCACAAGAAUCUGGUGAUACAGUUGUCGAAAUGACGGCUUGCAGGACUUUGGGGAAAGCCCACUUCAGUAAAGAAGAAUAUGAUGAUGCUAUAUUCUACAGUGAGAAAUGUCUUGCCAUCGCACAAGAAUCUGAUAACAAAGUGGUUCAAAUGUAUGCAUACAAUACGCUAGGAAUUGCGCACUUGAAGAAAGACAGAUGUGAUGAUGCUAUAUCUUAUACUAAGAAAUGUCUGUUUAUUGCACAAGAAUCUGGUAAUAAAAAGGUUGAGAUGAAGUCGUACGUGACGUUGGGAAAAGUUGACUUGAAUAAAGAAGAAUAUGAUGAUGCUUUAUUUUACAGUGAGAAAUGUCUGUUUAUCACACAAGAAGCUGGUAAUAAAGUUGUCGAGAUAGAGUCGUACGUGACGUUGGGGAUUGCCCACUUGAGUAAAGAAGAAUAUGAUGAUGCUAUAUCUUAUAGUAAGAAAUGUCUCUUUAUGGCACAAGAAUCUGGUGAUAAAGUUGUCGAGAUGAAGUCGUACAUGACGUUGGGGAAUGCCCAUUUGAAGAAAAAAGAAUAUAAUGAUGCUAUGUUAUACCUUGAAAAUUGUCUUGCCAUUGCACAAGAAUCUGGUGAUAAAGAGGUUAAGAUGUACGCGUACAUUAUGUUAGGGGAUGCGCACUUGAAGAAAGACAGAUGUGAUGAUGCUAUAUAUUAUAGUAAGAAAUGUCUUGCCACCGCACAAGAAUCUGGUAAUAAAGUUGUCGAGCUGAAGUCGUACAUGACGUUGGGGAAUGCCCACUUGCAUAAAGAAGAAUAUGAUCAUGCUAUAUUCUACGGUGAAAAAUAUCUGUUUAUUGCACAAGAAUAUGGUGAUAAAAAGGCUGAGAUAGAUGCGUACAUGUUGUUGGGUGUUUCUCUCUUCAAAAAGGAAGAAUAUGAUAAUGCUAUAUUCUACGUUGAAAAAUUUCUGUUUAUUGCACAAGAAUAUGGUGAUAAAAAGGCUGAGAUAGAUGGGUACAUGUUGUUGGGUGUUUUUCUCUUCAAAAAGGAAGAAUAUGAUGAUGCUAUAUUAUACCUUGAGAAAUGUCUUGCCAUUGCACAAGAAUCUGGUGAUAAAGUAGCUGAAAUAAGUGCGUAUGAUAUUUUGGGGUCUGUCAAUCAUAAAGGCGGAAAAUAUGAUGAUGCUUAUACAUAUUUUAGAAAAGGCAUGAGCAUGGAGAAGGAUCUUAAGGACAAGAGGAACGUUAGUAACUUAAGAUUCAAGUCUAAUCUUCACAUUGUUAAUUGGGAGGUUGGUAUAUUUGAAGAGGUCAUGGACGAUGCGACUUAUACAAGUUUAUUUGAGACUGCAUGCGCAGAUGCUUGCACUCAAGGAAUAUUUCAUUGUAUUAAGCGCUGUGAACACCAUUUAUCGCAAGGUGAAUAUGAGGAAGCCCUUUUAUGUCUGGAAGACGGUAUGGCAACUGCCACAGAAACACACACAAAUAAUAAACUUUCUAUUUUCUCGUAUUUCAAGGCAGGUAUCUCACAAGUGCAUGCUUUCCUUGGUCAGUACGAUAAAGCUAUAGAAUGUUACAAAGAAGCAUUAAAUGGUGCACUGGUAGAUGGCGACAAAACAACAUUUGUGGCAAAUUGUCACUAUGGACUUGGCAAAGCCUAUUAUAACCUAGGGCAAACUGAGGAGGCGGAGAAGUCAUUCAAGGAUUCCUUAAAGCAUUCUGAAUUUAUCUUUGAUCAUCUAGCACAAAACGAUCGUUUUAAAAUAGCUUUUAUUGACCGAAAUAUAGUAGAGACUUCCAAGAUGCUUUUGAAGGUUCUUAUUGAUAAAAAUAAUAAAGAAGAAGCUCUGGUGUUGUCGGACCAUUACCGUGCAAAAGCCUUGAAAGAUCUCCUUGUGUUAAGCUAUGGAAUGACGAAAGAACCAAUUGCUAAAGAGGGUUUGCAUUACGCUGAUGUUCAGUCCCUUGUAUCCAGCAGUAGUUACACUCUUCUGUUUUAUGUAACGUAUUUUAAGGAGUUGUGUACGUUUCUAAUAGAAGCAGGCAACGAGCUUGAAUGUUCAGUCCAGCUUUUGGAAUAUCGUGAAGCAUGCUUAGACAAGCUUGUUGAUAAAACAUUUGACGAUAUCAAAGUGCGUCAAGUAGUCAACUGUGAGGACAGAUCUUUAGAUCACAUGCACUACUUUGAAAAGAAGAAGAAUCGCAAGGAAGAUGAAUUAACAGAGCUGUUGACUCGACAGAAAGAGAACUUUUUUUCAGACCAAUACCGUUCUGCUUGUGGAAGCAGAGGAAAUCCAUCACAAUUCGAAAACAUCGAUGAGAGCAGCUUGACCAGCGGCUUGGAAAUAUUGUACCACAAGUUAAUACACAAUAUCAAGUGCUUGAUCAAACAAGAGGAGAUUGUCAUUAUUCCUGAAGGUCCCUUGUACAAAGUACCAUUUGCUGCCCUACGGGACCCAGAUACGGGACGAUAUCUAUCAGAGACAAAGCGAAUUAGAUUGGCUCCUUCGAUAACAUCUUUAAAGCUUCUCCAAGAAUGCCCAGUGGAGCAUCACUCCAGCACAGGUGCACUAAUUAUUGGUGGUCCCUUGGUUGGUCGAGUCAUGAUGGAUGGAACAGAAAAGGACGUAGGCUACUUAGAAGGCGCACUAGACGAGGCAUUAGAUACUGCCUGCAUUCUUGGUGUUCGUCCAUUAUUGGCAGCCGUCGCUACAAAGCCUGCGGUCCUGGAGAAGCUACGACAAGGAGUAUCUGUUGUUCACAUUGCUGCACAUGGUAUCCUGUCAAAAGCUACCAUCGUACUUGCACCUUCUCCAGAAAUAAGAGCAACAAAGAUCCCAGAUGAAGAAGAUUACAUGCUGACCAUGGCUGAAGUACAGCAGGCUCAAGUAGGUGCACAAUUAAUUGUGUUAAGCUGUUGUCACAGUGGACGUGGUGAAAUAAAGAGUGAGGGAGUAAUCGGCAUGUGUCGAGCCUUUCUUGCGUCAGGUGCUCGUGCAGUUGUGGGAUCUCUGUGGGCCAUCGAUGACCAAGCUACUCGUGAGUUUAUGGUAAAAUUUUACACACAUUUGAAGGACGGCAAGAGCGCAAGUACAAGCCUACAUUUGACGAUGAACGACAUGAGAAGAACGCCACAAUACAGUGAACCAAAGUAUUGGGCUCCUUUCUUUUUGAUGGGUGAUGAUGUUACGAUCCAGUUCAAACAUUAGCACAGUA